AUGUCUUUGUUGGUGGAGAAAACCACGAGCGGCCGUGAGUACAAGGUCAAGGACCUGUCUCAGGCGGACUUCGGACGCUUGGAGAUCGAGCUGGCCGAGGUGGAGAUGCCGGGCCUCAUGGCGUGCCGGGCUGAGUUUGGCCCAUCGCAGCCCUUCAAGGGGGCUCGCAUCACCGGCUCCCUCCACAUGACCAUCCAGACCGCCGUCCUCAUUGAAACUCUCACAGCCCUCGGCGCCGAGGUCCGCUGGUGCUCAUGCAACAUCUUCUCCACGCAGGACCAUGCCGCCGCGGCCAUCGCCCGCGACAGCGCUGCCGUCUUCGCCUGGAAGGGUGAGACCCUCCAGGAGUACUGGUGGUGCACCGAGCGCGCCCUCGACUGGGGCCCCGGCGGCGGCCCCGACCUCAUUGUUGACGACGGCGGCGACGCCACCCUCCUCAUCCACGAGGGGGUAAAGGCCGAGGAGCUCUUCGAGAAAACCGGUCAGCUCCCUGACCCCGCUUCCACCGACAACGCUGAGUUCCAGAUCGUGCUUACCAUCAUCAGAGAUGGGUUGAAAAGCGACCCCUCUAGGUACCGCAAGAUGAAGGGGCGUCUUGUUGGAGUUUCUGAGGAGACCACCACUGGUGUGAAGAGGCUCUAUCAGAUGCAGGCCAAUGGGACUCUUUUGUUCCCUGCUAUUAAUGUCAAUGACUCUGUCACCAAGAGCAAGUUUGACAACUUGUAUGGGUGCCGUCACUCUCUCCCUGAUGGUCUGAUGAGGGCCACUGAUGUUAUGAUUGCUGGGAAGGUGGCUGUUGUGGCUGGAUAUGGUGAUGUUGGCAAGGGUUGUGCUGCUGCAUUGAAGCAGGCUGGGGCUCGUGUCAUCGUAACUGAGAUUGAUCCCAUCUGUGCCCUCCAGGCUCUCAUGGAAGGCCUUCAGGUUCUGACAUUGGAGGAUGUUGUAUCUGAGGCUGAUAUCUUUGUCACCACCACCGGUAACAAGGACAUCAUCAUGGUUGAUCACAUGAGGAAAAUGAAGAACAAUGCCAUUGUUUGCAAUAUUGGUCACUUUGACAAUGAGAUUGACAUGCUGGGGCUGGAGAACUACCCUGGUGUGAAGCGCAUCACCAUCAAGCCCCAGACUGACAGGUGGGUCUUCCCUGAGACUAACACCGGCAUCAUUGUCUUGGCCGAGGGUCGUUUGAUGAACUUGGGAUGUGCUACAGGACACCCCAGUUUUGUGAUGUCGUGCUCCUUCACUAACCAGGUCAUUGCUCAGCUUGAGCUGUGGAAGGAGAAGAACACUGGCAAGUAUGAGAAGAAGGUUUAUGUUUUGCCCAAGCACCUUGAUGAGAAGGUGGCCGCACUUCACCUUGGCAAACUUGGAGCUAAGCUCACCAAGCUUAGCCAGGCCCAGGCUGAUUACAUCAGUGUGCCUGUUGAGGGUCCAUACAAGCCUGCUCACUACAGGUACUAA
This is a messenger RNA of Sphenostylis stenocarpa, 1458 nucleotides long. The record is from the annotation of a GenBank genome assembly. Lineage: Eukaryota; Viridiplantae; Streptophyta; Magnoliopsida; Fabales; Fabaceae.